UUGAACAAGGUGGCUCCUCCUCAGAAGGAACCAGCCAAAUGAACAUGUCAUCAGUUAAAAAAGUACCUAUUUUUGUAGGGCUCUUAGUAGCAUAUGUCACAGUGGGGAAGCCUGCUUCUCUGUGUCAGAUACGGGGAAAUCCGGAGUUUCCUGUACUGUCUAAAGAAGGAGAUGCGAUGAUCGGAGGUGCAUUUUCGAUCUACAGCGAAAUCACGCAGCCUUCACUUUUCUUUACAGAGAGGCCAACAGCUUUUAAAUGUACCAGUAUUAACCUAAGGGAGUUUCGAUUUGCCCAGACAAUGAUAUUUGCUAUUGAGGAAAUAAAUAAAAAACAAGAUCUUCUUCCCAAUAUGUCUAUUGGAUAUCGGAUUUAUGACAACUGUGCAUCAACAUUAUCCUCAAUGCGUGCAGUAAUGGCUCUUAUGAAUGGUGAUGAGUUGGCUUCAGGGAACAGCUGCUCCGGCCAGUCAGCUGUCCAUGCUAUUAUUGGAGCUUCAGAAUCCUCUUCAACUAUUAUCCUUUCCCGCACUGCAGGACCAUUCCAAAUACCGGUGAUAAGUCAUUCAGCCACUUGUGAGUGUUUGAGCAAUAGGAAAGAGUAUCCCUCUUUUUUUCGAACCAUUGCCAGUGAUCUCUACCAAAGUCAUGCACUUGCAGAGCUGGUCAAAAGCUUUGGCUGGAAGUGGGUUGGAGCAGUGAACAGUGACAAUGACUACGGCAAUAAUGGGAUGGCCAUUUUCCUUUCUGCGGCCCAAGAGAAAGAAGUGUGUGUGGAGUACUCAGAAAAAAUUAACAGGGCAGAGCCAGAAAAACUUCUUAAAGUGAUAGAAGUUAUCAAAAAGAGCACAGCUCAGGUGAUUGUUGGCUUUCUUUCCCAUUUUGAAAUGAAUAACCUGCUGGAGCAGUUGAGUCUCCACAACAUUACAGGACGCCAAUUCAUUGGUGUAGAGGCCUGGAUCACUGCGGACAGCCUUGUGACUCCUACUAGCUUUAGCGUGUUGGGAGGUGCAUUAGGCUUUGCAGUAGAAAAGGCCAACAUCAGUGGGUUGGAAGAUUUUCUGGUUAGAGAUUUCUGGGAAGCCGAGUUUCAGUGCAAUGAGACAAACACAGAACAUAUUUUAAAAACUUGCAAAGAAAAUUCAGAUUUGUUUCAGCUAAAAGGUGAUGAUGAUGAUUUGGAAAAGUUGAGAUACCAUGCUAACAUUUACAAAGCCAUCUAUGCAGUAGCACAAUCUCUCCACAACAUAUUGAAGUGUUCAGACAGUCAAGGGUGUGAUAAGGCUUUGGAGAUCAAGCCAUGGGAGGUGGUGGAGGCUCUAAAGCAUGUGAACUUCACUAUUAAGAAUGGAGAAAGAGUGUGGUUUGAUCACACUGGAGCAGCUGUCAACAGAUAUGAAAUAGUGAACUGGCAGCGUGGCUCAGAUGGAUCCAUUGAGUUUAAACCAGUUGGUUACUAUGAUGCCUCCCUGCCCUCUGACCAGAGGUUUGCUCUUAACUCAGAGGCUAUUAUAUGGCCUGGAGGAGGCAAAGAGGCACCAAUCUCAGUUUGCAGUGAAAGCUGUCGUCCAGGAACCUAUAAGGUUCUUCAAAAAGGAAAGCAUGUGUGCUGCUUUGACUGCGUACCAUGUGCCGUUGGAGAAUUUAGCAACACCACAGAUUCUAUUGACUGCAAAAAGUGCCCCAAAGCAUACUGGUCCAAUCAGAACAGAGAUGCAUGUUUACCAAAAAACAUUGAGUUUCUUUCUUUUACUGAGAUUAUGGGCAAAAUACUGGUGAUUUUCACUUUGUUUGGUGUGCUGCUAACUUCAAUAGUAGCCACACUGUUUUUAAAUAAUAAAGACACUCCCCUGGUGAAAGCAAACAACUCUGAGCUGAGUUUCCUGUUGCUUUUCUCAUUGUCUAUGUGUUUCUUGUGUUCACUAACAUUUAUUGGCCAGCCCACUGAGUGGUCCUGCAUGCUGCGACACACAGCAUUUGGCAUCACCUUUGUCCUCUGCAUCUCUUGUAUUCUUGGAAAAACAAUAGUGGUUUUAAUGGCCUUUAAAGCUACACUUCCAGGUAGUAAUGUGAUGAAAUGGUUUGGGCCUGCACAACAGAAACUCACUGUUUUGUUUUUCACUUUUAUACAGAUAAUAAUUUGCAUCCUUUGGUUAACAAUAAAUCCUCCCUUUGCAUACAAAAAUAUGACUUACUAUAAGGAGAAGAUAAUUCUUGAGUGCGCUUUGGGAUCAUCUGUUGGGUUUUGGACUGUGUUAGGUUACAUUGGACUCCUUGCCUUAUUAUGUUUUGUACUUGCUUUCUUGGCUAGAAAGUUGCCAGAUAGCUUCAAUGAGGCUAAACACAUCACCUUCAGUAUGUUGAUUUUCUGUGCAGUCUGGCUCACCUUCAUCCCAGCUUAUUUCAGCUCACCUGGAAAUCUUACUGUUGCUGUUGAGAUAUUUGCUAUUCUAGCUUCAAGUUACGGGAUACUAUUUUGUAUAUUUGCACCAAAAUGCUUUAUACUUGUUCUGAAACCUGAGCUAAACACAAAGAAACACAUGCUAGGAAAAACACAGUGUUAAGCAGUUUCAUGUGAUACACAAUUGUUUCUUUACUUUUACUUGGCUGUUUGUCUAUGUUGUAGGACUUGUAUAUUAAUUUUCUAAAAUUUAAAUGAUCUGUCUUUUCCCUGCCAUGUAAAAUGUACCA
Girardinichthys multiradiatus is the source of this 2688-nucleotide messenger RNA. RefSeq names its product extracellular calcium-sensing receptor-like. Lineage: Eukaryota; Metazoa; Chordata; Actinopteri; Cyprinodontiformes; Goodeidae. The record is from RefSeq and is a predicted model, not a curated record. The coding region runs from base 39 to 2561 and encodes 840 amino acids. Gene Ontology annotation, molecular function: G protein-coupled receptor activity. Gene Ontology annotation, biological process: G protein-coupled receptor signaling pathway. Gene Ontology annotation, cellular component: membrane. The transcript is spliced from 6 exons.